Molecule: messenger RNA, 1503 nt
Organism: Echinops telfairi (small Madagascar hedgehog)
Lineage: Eukaryota; Metazoa; Chordata; Mammalia; Afrosoricida; Tenrecidae
Gene: TSEN54
Product: tRNA splicing endonuclease subunit 54
Exons: 10
Coding region: 1-1425 (474 amino acids)
Biological process (GO): tRNA-type intron splice site recognition and cleavage
Cellular component (GO): tRNA-intron endonuclease complex
Source: RefSeq, a predicted model, not a curated record
AUGGAGCGCGAUGCCGAUUCUUCGGACGUGCAGGUUCCGGCCGGGCGCCGGCUCAGCGCCCGGGAGCUGUUCGCCGCCCGCGCGCGGCCCCAGAAACUGCCCCAACGCUCGCAUGGCCCCAAGGACUUCCUCCCCGACGGCUCGGAGGCCCAGGCCGGUCGGCUGCGCCAGUGCCGCGAGGAGCUCUGGCAGCUGCUGGCGGAGGAGCGCGUGGAGCGCCUAGGCAGCUUGGUGGCCGCUGAGUGGAGACCAGGAGAAGGCUUCGUGGAGCUGAAGUCCCCCGCGGGUAAAUUCUGGCAGACCAUGGGCUUCUCAGCGGAGGGCCGACAGCGGCUUCACCCGGAGGAAGCUUUGUAUCUGCUGGAGUGUGGCUCCAUCCAGCUGUUUCACCAAGACCUGCCACUGUCCAUCCAGGAGGCCUACCAGCUGCUGCUGACUGAAGGCACUGUGACUUUCCUGCAGUACCAGGUAUCUGCCAUUCUCUCCAGGGACAGGAGCCACCCACCUCGACCCCCGCCGGUGCCCGUCACCGCGCUGCAGUCGCUACCCGGAGCAAUGGUGCCACCUAGCGGACGCUGUUGGAGCGGCUCGCGGCGCCGGCGUCGGCGGGGUCCUCGGGCCGCGGGAAGGGGCUCCAACAGAGGGCUGGGGCGGCGCGUCAGCACCUUUGUGUACGGACAGCGCCUCCUGCCCCCCGCUGGGACCCAAAGCAAGCCCCCCAACCCCGUACCUGGGGGAGCACCAGACGUAAGGACCUGCUCUCGCCCUGCCUUCUCUUCCCACAGCUUCAUCCCCUCCCCGUACGAGAGGCAGCUGAACCUGGACACUGGCGCCCAGCCCCUGGAGGGCAGGAUUGGCAAGCGGAAGAGGAGGGGCUCCAGUUCCCGGUCCGUGCCCAAGAAGCCCAAGACCCUGGCGAGCCCCCUGCAGGGAGUGAACGGGACACCUGAGAGCCAGACACUCACAGACCUGUUGGAGAAAGACCCGGAGGCAAGCCCUAGCAAGGACCUAGAUCUUCCGGAGCCCCUGGAGGCCUGGCCUGGCUCGGCCAGCGGUGGGUUCCGAGAUGGGGCAGCCCACCUCCCCUCUAUGCCUAGUCACUCCUUCCCUGGACCAAGCUGCCUUCGGGACCUGUCUCUCGCUCUACCCAUCCUUAGGCUGCUGGAGAAGGCUGGGGGCUUGGAGAUCAGCUUUGACGUGUACCAGGCCAAUGCCGUGGCCACUUUCCGCAAGAAUAACCCCGGCAAGCCCUAUGCUCGGAUGUGCAUCAGCGGAUUUGACGAGCCGGUCCCAGACCUCUGCACCCUCAAGCGCUUGUCCUACCAGAGUGGGGACGUCCCCCUGAUCUUUGCUCUGCUGGAUCACGGGGACAUUUCCUUCUACAGCUUCAGGGACUUCACGCUGCCCAGCGACCUGGAACACUGACCGGGCACUGGUCCUACACUGUGGACCUGGGCUGUCCGCUCUCAGGGACAGUCUUCCCAGCCUGUGCCCUGGCCCUGG